AUGGCGAGCAACGUGAUAGACGAUAUACUGAAGCGGCUCAGCACUCCUGACAAUGGUACGUGCCUUCUCAAUGCCUCCAGAACUGCCCCUCUUGUCUGCGGUCCCCCACGUACUAACAGCAAGGCCCUGCGAGUAGAAGCGAAGGUCAAAUUCGAGGCCGCGAUCGCUCUACGCGACAGUCUCGACCAUUACACGAGUCCCCAGAUAUAUCCGCAAUUCCUUAAGCGGGUAAUGCCGAUCAUCGUGCACAUACUGCGAGGACCAUGCAUCUUCCAGAGCAACUCCAACGACCAGAAACUCAGGAACUGUGUUCUCGAGAUCCUACAUCGAUUGCCCACGGGCACGUCACCCCCCGAGCCGUUCGAGCCGUACGCAGAAGAGGUAGUCGACCUGUUGAUGACCCUCGUCAAGAAUGACAACGAGGAGAAUGCGACAAUAUGUGUCAAAGUCAUAUCCGAUAUCCUUCGGCAUCAGCAGAAAUCGCUGAGUGGAAAGGUCCAACCUUUCCUGACUCUGAUACAAGAGCUGUUUGAGCAGAUGGAUCGUGUUGUUAAGGAACAGCUCGACAAUGCACCUGCUGCGGGCAGCGCUCCUGGCGCACCAUCAACACCUGGCGCAUCGCAGACAACGUUUCAGCAUCAAUCCGGGCCAGGCUCCCCUGUGGCGCCGGCACCAGACUUCGAUCAGCAACAGCAAGCUUCCCGACCGCUCCUAAAGGGCUGGUCGUCCUUCAAAGUCCUCUCCGAGUGCCCGAUCAUUGUCGUUUCCAUUUUCCAGAUCCACCGCAGCGCCGUUCCUCAGAAUGUGAAGGCUUUCGUUCCUCUUAUUAAGAGUGUCCUCUGCUUGCAAGCAAAGGCGCAGGAGCAGGCCCAUACCGAAGCUGCAGCGAAAGGAACUAUCUUCACCGGUGUGAGUCCGAAUAUCAAGAACCGAGCUGCCUUUGGAGAGUUCAUCACGGCACAAGUUAAGGUCACCAGCUUUCUUGCCUAUCUCUUGCGUCAAUAUGCCCAGCAAUUGACCGAUUUCCUGCCGACGCUUCCCGAUAUCAUCGUUCGACUUCUCAAGGAUUGUCCCAAGGAGAAGUCAGGAGCCCGCAAGGAGCUCCUGGUUGCGAUUCGGCAUAUCAUCAAUUUCAACUUCAGGAAGAUCUUCUUGAGCAAGAUUGAUGAUCUACUCGAAGAGCGCACCCUCAUUGGAGAGGGUUUGACCGUAUAUGAGGGCAUGCGUCCGCUGGCUUUUAGUAUGCUUGCGGACCUGAUCCAUCAUGUUCGCGAAUCGCUGUCACCCGAACAGAUACGCAAGACUGUCGAGGUCUACACAAAGAAUCUCCAGGACAACUUUCCAGGGACCAGCUUCCAGACCAUGAGCGCCAAGCUCCUACUCAACAUGGCUGAAUGCAUCGCCAAGAUGGAGAACAAGGUAGACGCGAGGCACUACCUGAUGCUCAUUCUCAAUGCCAUUGGGGACAAGUUUGCCGCCAUGAACCGGCAAUACGAGAACGCAGUCAAGCUCUCAAAACAGUACAGCCAACACCAGUCUGAGGCGGCAACAGAGACGUAUCUUGCAGACAAGGAACACCCGCCUCAAUGGGAUGAGAUCGACAUCUUCAAUGCCAUGCCAAUCAAGACAUCCAAUCCGCGAGAGCGUGGCGCGGACCCGAUCGUGGACAACAAGUUUUUGUUCAAGACCUUGAUGAAUGGCCUCAAGAACACGUUCUAUCAGCUCAAAUUUUGCAACCCUCACAUCAGCAUCGAGGCAGCGAAUGCGCCUGGCCACUGGCCAGAUGUCUCGUAUGGCUUCACGGCAGAGGAAGUGCAGGUCAUUGUCAAGCUGUUUCGCGAAGGCGCCUAUGUCUUUCGCUACUACGAGAUUGACAAGCCCCCCGUCGACUCGCCCCAUGCCUCUACAGUGGAGUACAUGGCCAAUUUCUACAUGGUAUCCAGUAGCAAGGAGGAGAAGGAGCUUUUGGAAACCUUUGCCACGGUCUUCCAUUGCAUCGACCCGGCAACUUUCCAUGAGGUAUUCCAGCAAGAAAUUCCACGUCUCUACGAGAUGAUCUCGGAACACACAGGCCUUCUACACAUUCCCCAGUUCUUUCUUGCCAGCGAGGCCACAUCACCAAGUUUUUGCGGCAUGCUUCUCAAAUUCCUGAUGGAGCGUAUUGAGGACGUCGGUUCAUCAGAUAUGCAUAAGUCGUCCAUCCUGCUGCGCUUGUUCAAAUUGGCAUUCAUGGCAGUCACAUUGUUCGCUAGCCAGAAUGAGCAAGUCCUCCUCCCGCAUGUGAUCGACAUUGUUACCAAGUCGAUCGAGCUCUCAACUCGAGCCGAGGAGCCAACCAACUACUUCAUUCUCCUGCGUUCGUUGUUUCGAAGCAUUGGAGGUGGCAAGUUUGAGCAUCUCUACAAGCAAAUACUUCCGCUACUGGAGAUGCUUCUCGAAGUCCUGAACAACCUACUGCUGGCUGCUCGAAAGCCUGCUGAGCGAGACUUGUACGUUGAGCUUUGUCUCACCGUCCCGGCUCGCCUGAGCAAUCUGUUGCCGCACCUCAGCUUUUUGAUGCGUCCCCUAGUCGUUGCACUUCGUGCUGGCUCCGAUUUGGUAGGCCAAGGCUUGCGUACACUCGAGCUUUGCGUUGACAAUCUUACUGCGGACUAUCUGGACCCCAUCAUGGCGCCGGUCAUCGAUGAGCUUAUGACUGCUCUAUUCGACCACUUGAAGCCGCAUCCCUAUAGCCACUUCCAUGCGCAUACCACAAUGCGGAUCCUUGGAAAGCUUGGCGGCCGCAACAGGAAGUUCAUGACUGAUGCACUGCCACUUGAGUACACAAAAUAUGUCGAUGAUGCCUCUAGUUUCGACGUGCGGCUUAUCGGUUCUAAGCGGGAUCGGGCUUUUCCUGCUGACCUAGGCGUCGGAUUCGCAAUCGCCAAGAUCAUGGAAACCCCUAAGGCUGCGAGGAGCAACAACACCAAGCAGCCCGACAUCUACUAUAAGAAGCAAGCUUUCCAAAUGGUCAAGGCUCAGUUGAAAUUGCGUAUCGGGUUCGACAACCUCCCGGAUGAUCUACCUCGGCUCCUACGCCUCCAGGCGCAGGAUAUUCUCCAGAGAAAGUCCGACGCUGACUUUUCGGUGUUCAAAACUUCGGAGCGGGAGCACUCGGUGGCCAAGAAGGAUGAUCAAAACGAUGUUUUGAAGCGGCUCAUCAAAACCAUCAUGUUCGCACAGUCAAUUCCCGAGUUCAAAGACGAGGCUGAUGAAUUCCUCAUCAACAUCUGCCAUCACUUCACCAUUCUUGAGAUUGGUCGGACACUGGUGGACCUGAAGAAGGCAACAAAUCCUUUCGAUGUCACGUCCGGGGAAGGGCCUCUUUGCCUCGACACCAGAGUCCUUUCAGAUGCGGUUCUCGAGUCUCUGGCGUCUGAACAUCCAGAUGUGCGAGACGCUGCCCAGCGGGCGAUCAUCGAGGUAUACAAUUCAGCAGUCACGAUCUUUGGGUCGGAACCCCAGAUUGCGAGUCGACUCAACUUCUUCAGCCACCUUGCGACAACCUUUUGUCACGGUUGCUACGAGGAAGAGUGGUUCACCAAGAAUGGUGGCAGCGUAGGUAUUCAUAUCCUGCUCACAAAGAUCGACUUGGGCGACCCCUGGGUUGCGAAUAAGCAGAUGGAUUUCAUCCGCGCUCUGAUGUACGUCAUCAAAGACAUGCCUCAGGAUCUCCCCGAGAAAACCAGGCGGUCUGCACAAGACACCCUCGAGGUCCUCCUCCAUAGAGUGACCAAGAACAUCAAAAAGGAGGAUGCUCUUCCAGUUCCAUCCCAACCUGGCCAGCCUCCUCAGAAACAACCCCGCCUGUCACAAGUCUGCCUCGUUCUCAACAAUGAGCUUUCUCACAUGAAUCGGCAUGUUCGUGAGACUGCGAGGAAGUCCUUGGGACUCAUUGCCAAGGCCGCGAAUACAGAGAUCUGGGAGCUUAUCGAGCCUUACAAGGACCGAUUGCUUCAGCCAAUCUACCACAAACCUCUUCGCGCCCUCCCAUUCAACAUCCAGAUCGGGUUCAUCGAUGCUGUAACUUAUUACAUGACAUUGAAACCUGACUUCGUUGCAUUCGACGACAACCUCAAUCGUCUUCUGAUGGAGUCUCUCGCUUUAUCAGAUGCUAGUGAUGAGUCUCUGGCGGGCAAGCCAGGCGAAUUCAGGACACAUGAUUUCAUUGUCAACCUGCGUGUUUCGUGCAUCAAGAUCUUGAGCACUGCAAUGGACUUCGAGGAGUUCAUGAAGGGGCCUAACAACCCUACCCGUACCAAGAUUGUCGCUGUGUUUUUCAAAUGCCUCUACCAAGAAUCGAAGCCUACCAUUGAAGCCGCCAAUGACGCGUUGAAGCGAGUCUUGUCGCAUACCAACAAGCUUCCACGAGAUUUACUUCAGUCUGGUCUACGCCCAGUCCUCGCGAGCCUUCAAGACCCGAAGCGUCUCAGUACACAUGGGCUUGAUAACCUUGACCGGCUGUUGCGGUUGUUGACGACCUACUUCAAAGUCGAGAUUGGCUCGCGUCUCCUGGACCAUAUCAAGGUCCUUGCUGACCCCAACGGCUUGCAACAGAUCUCAUUCACGUUCUUUGAGCAGAACCAGGCUAUGAAGGUCAUUGCAGCUGUCUUCAACAUCUUCCACCUGCUUCCUGAUGCUGCCAAGCAGUUCAAAGAGCGUGUGAUAGACACUGCUCUAGACCUGGAAGAGAAACUCCGCCGUACCCAGCACAGCAUUUUUCGGCCUCCUCUGUAUAUGUACCUCAACAGGUACCCCGAAGAAAUCUGGAACUUUCUUCUGGGUAAGAUUGAGGACGUGAAAUAUGGUCGAUUCCUCGCGCAAGUGCUCCGCGCCGAGGCGAGCACGCCUCUCAGGGAUUUUGCGGUCAAGAAUGUCGAAGGUCUGAUCAAGAUCUGCAGAGACAUCUCGACUGAGGGCAAAGAGACAAAGCAUGCAGCCGUCAUCAACACCAUCAACAUCCUCGAUGCCCUGUGUCAUUUCCCUGGCUCAGUCUCCUGGGUCGAGAAGAAGGAGAAUCUCGAUUGGCUCAGGGAUGCUGGCAAAGACUUGCAGCGCCACUUGAAAGCCAAUACUUUGCAGCCGAACCUCAGACUUGGAGGUGUUCAGGCUAUGGAGCAGCUUGUUUUCAUCUUGACCAAAGCUCUCGAGCUGAACUCCAAGGACUUCAACUCGCUCCUGGGUCUGGUGGAAAACAUCACUUCCAAUGGUCUUCCCGCUACGCAGACUUUCUUCUCCUACCUCUACAAACAGAUUAUCUGCAACGAGUCGGUCGAGUUCUGGAAGACGAUGAUCUUGCGAUGUCUUGAAGUGUACGCUGGCAAGACAGCGUCGCAGAGGACGAAAUGCUUCCUUCUUCAUUACAUCGUCAAUCCGAUUGUUGCAAUGGACGUGAUGCGUCACUGGAACCAGUCAGACCAGAAUAAGAAUGUGCGUUUGAUGGAUAAGACCGUCAUCGAUUCGAUCAAUGCAAAGAUCUGGAGGGUCAAUCUAGCAGAUCCGCAAGACGACCUUCUUCAGCCUGGAAUCGACCACACACGCAUGGAGGUUCUUCAGCUCUCCGCCAUGCUCGUCAAGUACCACCAUGCCAACCUUCAAGACGCCCGUAAGGAUAUCAUCAAGUUUGGCUGGACAUACAUUCGACUGGACGAUGUGAUCAAUAAGCAUGCUGCUUAUGUGGUUAUUGGCUACUUCAUCGCUCACUACGACACUCCCGCUAAGAUCGUAUCGCAAGUGUAUUCGUCGUUGUUGAAGGUCAACCACAAUGAGGGUCGAACGCUGGUCACACAAGCGUUGGAAUUGAUGGCGCCCGUACUGCCAAAGCGCUGCGCUUCGGUGCAGCCUGCAUUGUGGGCUGUAGCACCUCGCCGUAUUCUGGCCGAGGAAGGACAGAACGUUCAGCAGAUGACCAGCAUCUUCCAAUUCCUGACCAAGCACCCGGACUUGUUCUUCGAGUCUCGUGACAAAUUCGCCAUGCUCAUCAUCACAUCUCUGCGUAAGGUUGCAGCGCCACCGAAUGCCUCUAAUGAGAGCAAGAAGUUGGCACUGCACAUGAUGUGGUUGAUCUGGUUAUGGGAGCAGCGACGUGUGGAAGGCAAAUUGGCUGCCCCGCCGCGCGCUGUGUCAGAAUCUCCGAAUUCCAAGAAGCGCAAGUUGGACAGCGAUUCGCAAACCUCCUCCCCGGCAGCGUCUCGGCAAGGCCCUGUUGCCGAGAAAUCGGAGUUUAUCAUCCCUCCCGUCGGUCGACAAAAGAUGGUGCGCUAUCUUGUCGAGUUCAUUGCUCAGCUGCCUGAGAGGUAUCGAUUACCAUCUCAGAGACCUCUCGAUGCCUCUAUAUUGCCUGUUUCCACAGACCUCUGCAACAGGGCAAUGGCUUUGCUCUAUAACCUAUUGCAACCACAGUAUUGGGGUGAUCUCGAUGUCGACCUAUUCCCCAACGUCACCGAAGUCAUUCUAGCAAGCGAGCGGACCACCACUAUCCUCGCGGCAGAUCCGGGAGACCGAGAGAAACACGAUGAGAAGUUCGUCACAAACAUCAUCAAUACCCUCCAAGUCGUGCGCAUCAUCUUGAACUUCAAAUCUGACGACUGGAUCCUGAGGAACAUGGAGAAAGUGCAAAAGGUGUUGGAACGGUGUCUCAAGUCGGAUAAGCCCGAGCUCCAAGACUGUCUCCAUCUUGCGGACCCAAAAUUCGAUGAUGGUCGGGUCUUGAAGUCCACCAUCAAGAGGGUGCUUGACGCCGUGCCUGUUGAUUCAGAGGAUGUCACGAUGGAAGAUGCUGAUGCAGAAGGCGAGUCUGAGAGCCAGCCGUCAGAGAUUAUUGCCUUCCUUUCCAACAUCGCGACCGAGACCAUGAAUGCUGGAAACUACGUGGCCGGUAUCAACAUUCUCUGGUCUCUGGGUAAUCGACGCCCUUCGACCAUCGACAAUCACGUACCGGCUAUCAUGAAGUCCUUGCAAUCAAAGCUUGCCCGUGAUCACAUCUCACACUACACCGCCGUUUCCAACCUAGGUGCUCCUAACCCUCGUUCACAAGAUCCCAACGCGCCGGUUCAGAUGAAUGAGUAUGACCUGGAGAUUCAGUCGGGCCUGAUCCUGAAAGCAAUCGAUGUGACUGCCAAGCGCAUGGAAAUCCUUGGCGAUAAUCGACGACCUUUCCUCAGCGUCCUUGCAACGUUGGUCGAGAAGUCGCAACACAUCGCACUAUGUGAGAAGAUCUUGGACAUGGUCGAAGACUGGAUUUUCCGGUCUGAGGGCACCUGGCCAACGCUGAAAGAAAAGACCGCUGUUCUUCACAAGAUGCUUUCUUUUGAGCAUAGACAAGACCCAACCAUGCUCCAAAAGUUUUUGGCGCUCGUCAUUCGCAUCUACGAGGAUCCUAAGAUCACCCGCACAGAGCUUACUGUGCGCUUGGAGCACGCAUUCCUCAUCGGUACGAGAGCACAAGAUGUCGAGAUGCGCAGCCGUUUCAUGACCAUCUUUGACCGGAGCCUGACUAGAACUGCGAGUGCCCGUCUUUCGUAUGUCAUCACAUCGCAGAACUGGGAUACCCUUGCAGACUCGUACUGGUUAGCACAGGCUUCACAGCUUCUCCUGGGCGCGGUCGAGACUAGCGCAGCUGCACAGCUGCACCCUCAAGAUCCUCGGCUUGUUCGACCAUCAGUUCUCUUCAACACCUAUGCGAAAGAUGCAAGGGAGCCUACGACAAUGGCUGAUGACAAGUAUGAAGCCUUCAUGGCGGGACAUCGGAAGUUCGCUUCCGAGCUAGGCGAUGUCAAGAUUCGAGACAUUGUCGAGCCACUCACCCAACUUCAGCACAUCGAUUCCAAGCUCGCGCAUGAGCUCUGGGUAGCUCUGUUCCCCAUGUUCUGGUCAGCGACAGUGCGGGAAGAGCGCACCGAUCUCGAACGUGGCUUGGUCGUACUCCUGACCAAGGACUUCCAUACUCGGCAACUGGAGAAACGUCCGAAUGUGAUUCAAUCCCUCCUCGCGGGCGCUGCCAAGUCUUGGCCAGAAUGCAGGAUUCCUCCUCACGUUCUCAAAUAUGAAGCCAAAACCUUUGACGCCUGGUACACGGCUCUGGUCCAACUCGAGAACGCAGCCAUCAAGCCAGAGGUCGACUCUAAUAAUGUUAGAGAGAGCACUCUUGAUGCGCUCGUCGAGCUGUAUGCUGCUUUGCAGGAGGAUGAUCUCUUCUACGGAACCUGGAGACGCCGUUGCCAAUUCGUCGAGACAAAUGCAGCCCUCUCCUACGAGCAAAACGGCAUGUGGGACAAGGCGCAGAAGAUGUAUGAAGCAGCCCAGAUAAAGGCUCGGACUGGAGUCAUCCCAUUCUCGCAAGGCGAAUACAUGUUGUGGGAGGAUCACUGGGUCCUUUGCGCACAGAAGUUGCAGCAAUGGGAGAUUUUGCAGGACUUCGCAAAGCAUGAGAACUUCCAAGAUCUGCUGUUGGAGUGCGCUUGGCGCAACCCAGAAACCUGGCAAGACCCAACCUCACGCGAGCAACUAGAUGGCGUGAUCAAGGGCGUCAUGGAUGCCCCGACUCCUCGGCGGGCUUUCUUCCAAGCGUUCAUGUCGCUUCUGAAGUUCCACAAUAAACAAGAGAGUCUGCAGGAGUUCAGUCGAGUCACCGAUGAGGCAAUCCAGCUGUCUAUCAGGAAGUGGCACCAGCUGCCGGUGCUUCUCACAAACGCACAUAUUCCGCUGCUGCAGAACUUCCAACAGCUAGUGGAGCUUCAUGAUGCCAGCGUCAUCUGUGGAAGCCUCGCCAACACUACUCAAGCCAACCUGGACGUGAAGUCUGGCGAGCUCAAGCUGCUUUUGGGUGCCUGGCGUGACCGCUUGCCCAAUACCUGGGACGAUAUCACGGCUUGGCAAGACCUUGUGACAUGGCGUCAGCAUAUUUUCGGACUCAUCAAUGCCACUUACCUUCAGCUUCUGCAGCCACAAAACUCGGCAGCUGGAGGUGUCUCCUUUGCUUACCGAGGCUACCACGAGACGGCCUGGAUUAUCAAUCGCUUCGCUCAUGUCGCCCGGAAGCACAACCUGCCCGAGGUCUGCAUCAAUCAACUCAGCCGCAUCUAUACGCUCCCCAAUAUCGAGAUUCAAGAAGCGUUCCUCAAACUUAGAGAGCAGGCCAAGUGCCAUUACCAGAAUCCGGACGAGCUGACGAGUGGAUUGGAUGUGAUCAACAACACCAAUCUUAACUACUUUAGUGCACCUCAAAAGGCCGAGUUCUACACUCUCAAGGGAAUGUUCUUGGAAAAGUUGAAGCAGAAGGAUGAAGCAGACAAUGCUUAUGGGACUGCCCUCUACUUCGACAUCACCGCUGCCAAGGCGUGGGCUGAAUGGGGCUACUUCAACGAUAGGAAGUUCAAGGAGGACCCGACCGACAUGAACUCUGCUCGUCAAGCAGUCACCUGCUACCUUCAAGCAGCAGGCAGCUACAAGAGUGCCAAGUCUCGAAAACUCAUCGCCAGAAUCCUGUGGCUCUUGAGUCUGGAUGAUGCCCAUGGCACAAUUGCGGCUGGCUUUGAUGAUUUCAAGGGCGAGACACCCACCUGGUACUGGAUCACAUUCAUUCCUCAGCUCUUGACAGGACUUGGCCACAAGGAGGCCCCGCGCGUCCAUACCAUUCUUGUCAAGAUUGCCAAGUCGUAUCCUCAGGCGCUCUACUUCCAACUGCGAACGAACCGGGAAGACAUGCUGGCGAUCAAGAAGAAUCAAGAGGCCAAGGCCAAGGCUCGUCAACAGCGCGCCCAGUCUGCGGCUGCGGCGUCCAAGCCGAGCAGCUCCCCCUCACAGCCCAAACAGGAUACUCCUGUCCCCGCCAAGGCUGAGGGAGGUUCGAGACCCGCGACCGCGAAUGGGGAGACACCGCAACCAGUGAAGACUGAGGGCACCGAUCAACCUGCAACCCCAGCUGCGGCACCUGCCGCGCCUGCCGCUCCAGCGGCUUCUGCUGCUGCCCCUGUUGCCAAUGGCAACACUCAAGGACAAGGCAACGAGCAGAACGGCACUGCACAGAAGAAGCCGCCCUGGGAGCUCACGGAGGAAAUAAUGAGUGUGCUCAAGUCUGCAUUCCCACUCCUGGCGUUGUCUAUGGAAACCAUGGUCGACCAAAUCCAGAAGCAUUUCAAGUGUCCGCCGGACGAGGACGCGUAUCGACUGAUCGUGGCGCUCCUGAACGACGGUCUUGCGUACGUGAGCCGCAUGCCCACGUCGUACGCAAAAGACGUCAAAUUACCUUCGGCCACAGAGACCAACAUCACUCGAUUCGCGGAGACAGUGCUUCCAGCACACAUCCGACCUAGCUUUGAGGUCGAUUUCGUUCAGGUCAAGCCAACCAUGCUCGAGUACAUCCAUAAACUCCGCAAAUGGCGGGACAAGUUUGAGGAAAAGCUUGAUCGCCGGGCCGCACACCUACCCCUCGAGUCAUUCUCGCCUCACCUCAGCGAGUUCCGCUAUCAGAAGUUCGACGACGUGGAGAUCCCGGGCCAGUACUUGCAACAUAAGGACAAGAACCAAGACUUUAUCCGGAUCGAGCGCUUCUUGCCGAACGUAGACCUAGUCAGGACUAUCGGCGUUUCCCACAGGCGCCUCAAGAUUCGCGGCCACGACGGUAGUGUACAUUCGUUCGCUGUGCAGCAUCCGGCCGCGAGACACUGCCGCCGCGAGGAGAGGAUCUUGCAGCUGUUCAGACAACUUAACCAACGCCUCAGCCGUAAGAAGGAGAGCCGUCGGCGUGAUCUGCAGUUCACGCUGCCGCUCAUGGUACCUCUGGCACCGCACAUCCGCAUUGUGCAGGAAGAUACCUCGUACAUUACCCUGCAAGGCAUCUACGAGGAUCACUGCCGACGCAACGGCAUGUCCAAGGAUGAGCCUGUGUUCUUCACAAUGGAGAAGCUCCGAGGUUUGGGAGAUGCCAAGCCUAGCGAGCGUACAGCAACGGCUCGACUGGAGGUCCUCACGGCUAUCCAGGAGAAAUGGGUCCCGCAUACAAUUGCGCUGGAGUAUUUCCAAAGCGCCUACCCCGAAUUCUCGGCUUUCUGGCUGUUCAGGCGACGAUUUUCGUACCAGCUUGCGGCAUUGACUUUCAUGACGUACAUCCUUUACAUUGACAAGCGAUAUCCUCACAAGAUCAGCAUCGCUCGUGGCUCGGGCAACAUCUGGGGUUCCGAACUUAUGUCGUUCAUGGCAUCCUCCAAGCCCUUCUUCCACAAUCAAGAGCCGGUGCCUUUCCGGCUUACCCCCAACCUUCAAACACUUAUGGGACCGUUGGCGACGGAAGGAAUCUUCAGCGCGUCAAUCAUGGCGAUUGCGCGGUGCCUCACCGAGCCCGAGUUCGAGCUAGAGCACGCAUUGGCCUUGUUUGUCAGGGACGAGAUGAUGUUCUGGUUUACCAGCAGCCAUCGCAACGCCAACCUCACCGAGGCGCAACUGCGAGAGACGGUGCAGACCAACAGCGACAUGAUUGUUAAGCGGGCAGUCAGUCUCGCGCAGGCUCCUGUGGGCAACCUCCCGGCCAACCAGACGGUCAUCGAUCUGAUUGCCAAGGCGGUCAACCCACUGAACCUGGCUCUGUGCGACGCCUUGUGGAUGCCGUACAUGUGA
This is a messenger RNA of Thyridium curvatum, 11652 nucleotides long. RefSeq lists its product as uncharacterized. Bases 1 to 11652 code for a protein of 3883 amino acids. Gene Ontology annotation, cellular component: SAGA complex; NuA4 histone acetyltransferase complex; nucleus. Gene Ontology annotation, molecular function: transcription coregulator activity; protein binding. The record is from RefSeq and is a predicted model, not a curated record. NCBI's taxonomy places the organism in Eukaryota, Fungi, Ascomycota, Sordariomycetes, Thyridiales, Thyridiaceae. Gene Ontology annotation, biological process: DNA repair; regulation of DNA-templated transcription. The transcript has 2 exons.